AUCAUCUCCCCAAUUAACAAAAAACCUAACUCGAAAUCUUUAACAAGAGCGCAAGCUCGAAAGCGCUCUUGUUCUUUCUUUCAUCUUCCUCCUUUACCCUCAUAGUAGUUUAAAACCCCUUUUUUUGAAUAACCCACACAAAAAAUGGCUAUUGUUAAAUUAGUAAUCCUCUUCACCACAUUUCUCUUCUUGAACAUCGCCGACGCCAAAAUCCCCGGCGUUUACUCCGGCGGCGCGUGGCAAACCGCACACGCCACUUUCUACGGUGGCAGCGACGCCUCCGGCACUAUGGGAGGAGCUUGUGGUUAUGGGAACCUUUACAGCCAAGGCUAUGGAACCAACACGGCUGCAUUGAGCACGGCGCUGUUUAACAACGGUAUGAGUUGUGGAGCCUGCUUUGAGCUAAAAUGCGCCAACGAUCCGCAAUGGUGCCACUCAGGUAGCCCAUCGAUCCUCAUAACAGCAACCAAUUUCUGCCCACCAAACUUGGCUCAGCCCAGCGAUAACGGAGGAUGGUGCAACCCGCCACGUGCCCACUUCGACCUAGCCAUGCCUGUCUUCCUCAAGAUCGCUCAAUAUCGCGCCGGCAUUGUCCCCGUCUCAUACCGCAGGGUGCCUUGUAGGAAGAGAGGAGGGAUAAGGUUUACGAUCAACGGUCACCGUUACUUUAACUUGGUUCUGAUCACUAACGUGGCGGGAGCAGGAGACAUCGUGAGGACGAGCGUGAAAGGUUCACGGACUGGUUGGAUGAGUUUGAGCAGGAACUGGGGUCAGAACUGGCAAUCUAAUGCUGUUUUGGUUGGUCAGUCACUUUCUUUCCGUGUCACAGGCAGUGACCGUAGAACCUCUACUUCAUGGAACAUCGUUCCUUCUAACUGGCAGUUUGGUCAAACCUUUGUCGGGAAGAAUUUCAGGGUCUAAAUCGGAGUUUCGAGAAACUAAAUUUGUGGGAGAAUCGAAAAAAAAAAUUAAAGUGGUCGAGACAAAAGAAAACUCUCCGCUAAUUUCGCUUCUUCCUUUUUUUUUUCAAAAUUUUAUAUAUGGAAAGGAGAGAAAAAAUGAGGGGAGAAUAGUAGUAUCUUUGACUUUUGUGUGUUUUUUCUUUUUUAAUAUUUAUUUUCUUUUGUGUUUUAAUUGUGAGUUGUAAAAGGGGAAAAAGGGGAGAGAGAAAGAGAGUAGCUGAAGUGGCUGUGAGAAAAUUUUGUAACAGCCCGCAGCUAUCUCUAAAGUAAUUUACAUGGUUGGGUUGUAACGUUUAAUUUCGUGUAAUCUAAAAACAUGGUUGUAUUAAUAUGAUACUA
This is a messenger RNA of Eutrema salsugineum, 1301 nucleotides long. Its product is annotated as expansin-A4. Gene Ontology annotation, biological process: plant-type cell wall organization. NCBI's taxonomy places the organism in Eukaryota, Viridiplantae, Streptophyta, Magnoliopsida, Brassicales, Brassicaceae. Gene Ontology annotation, cellular component: extracellular region. The transcript is spliced from 3 exons. The record is from RefSeq and is a predicted model, not a curated record. Bases 145 to 921 code for a protein of 258 amino acids.